AUUAUUGUCAAAAUAACUAAUUAAAAACAACCUAGGUUUAGCAUUUAGCAAGAUCCUUUAUAUUUAUCAAAUAACAAAAUAAUAGUACAAUUAUAUUUAUAUAACAAAUAAUGUAUUAGAUAUAGUGUUGUUUAACGUUACUGUUUUAGCAUUUGUAUUUUUUGUUAUUCGGGCUUGUGCUUUAGAAUUUUCGUACCCUUGAAAUGUUUAGCCCAGACAUACAUGAUUACCAGCUCACAUCGAUUAUAACGGAGUGUUGUGGGGGCGAGGCGGUUGUGUACUCCGCCUUGUACAAGCCGACAAACAUCAAUGUGGCGAUCAAGAGAUAUUUUGUUGACAAAGAUAAGGAAAAUGCUAGUUUGAUUCAGCAAGACAUCUUGACCAGAAAAGAGUUGUUGCACCCCAACAUCCUGCCGUACCUGGCGUCUUUUGUACACGGAAGAGAACUGUAUGUUGUGUCACCCCUCAUGACAUUUGGUUCAUGCCGUGAUAUCUUGGACCAAUACUUUCCAGAAGGUCUUCCAGAGUUAGCGUGUGCAUUAAUUUUGAGAGAUGUUUUACAAGCAUUACAAUAUUUGCACAAACAGUUGUUUAUACACAGGAGCGUUAGAGCAAGCCAUAUCUUGGUGGGUCCAAACGGUGUCUGUCGCCUGUCAGGGCUUCGCAGUGCCGCGUGCCUGGUGGUGCGCGGGCAGAGAGCGCGUCGACUGCACCACCUUCCUCCCCCAGACUAUGACAACUCCAACCUCAUGUGGUUGAGCCCUGAGGUGCUGGAGCAGAACCUGAAGGGCUACGACUCCCGCUCGGACAUCUACUCGGUGGGCGUGGUGUGUUGCGAGCUGGGUAACGGCUGUGCGCCGUUCGGCGGGGUGGAGCGCACGCUGAUGUUCACGGAGAAGGUCCGCGGCCGCCGCCCGCAGCUGCUCGACUGCACCACCUUCCCCGAGCCCUGUCUGCAAGACGACGACACCAAGAGUCUGUACAACACGGAUAGUGGUGUGGGUGACAGCGCGGACGCGGUAUCGCGCCUGCGCCAGGUGUACGCAAACCGGAAGCUCUCGGAUAACUUCCAUCAUCUCAGCGAGAUGGCGCUGCAGAGAGACCCAGAGAAGCGGCCGUCAGCGACACAGCUUCUGAACCAUGCAUUCUUCAAGCAGAUCAGGAAGACGGACUACCUGCCCGGACUGAUUGGACGAGUGAAGCCCAUCAAACCUGAUCUAGAUGACAUGUCAGCUCUCUUACUGCAAGAACAAAUGUCGGAGAUGGACAUAGAGAAGACCACCGAGUGGGACUUCUAGUAUAAAGGAUUUAGGUUCGAUUCUAGAUCACCAGGAUACUAUAGAUUUCCUCAUAUAGAUAUUUUGAACACUGUAUUGACAACAAGGAACUCAUGGUUGUUGACUACUACAAGAAAAGCAAGGUAUAAAGAAACUAUAGGAGAUGCACUGGUUGCGUCUCUGUGUACCUUAGUGGACACAGGCAUGAGCUUAUAUAAGGUGUUUAGUAUGUUCCUCCGUAAAUAUAUAAUAACUCUAAAUAAACUUAACUGACAUCAAUUCAUCUAUUUGGAAGCUACGACACUACACACACGGAUACACACGUUCAAUUUAUAACACCUCAAAUUUUCUAUUUUAUUCCAAAAGUAUUUUUUUUAAAAUAAAUUUAAAAAAAAUACUUUUGGAAUAAAAUAGCAACAAAAACUCGAUUAAAAAGUGAAAAAAACAACAUUGCUAUAUCAAUUUCAAUAGGCGUAUAUUCUUUAUAACUAAUAAGUACUAGAUAAUAAUACCAAUACUAUGCAAAUUUGGAUAAGAAAUAGACACAUAUUUUUGUAAAAGAACACAUUACUGCCCCACUGUUGGGCCUCUACUUUUGAAAGUAAAAUGACUAGCUUGUUUGCUAUUUAUAGAGCACGUUAGAGAACAUUAUGUUUUUAAUCGUUUGUUGUAUCAUAAAUAUGAUGCUUAAGCCGCGUUUUUAUUGUGCAAGUACUUUCAUAUGACGUCACAAUUUUAAAAGUUAAAAACAACGUACAUUAAAUUGCAGCUUGCACACAUAUUUAUGUUUCCAUUUCUCAACGCCUGGAAGUUACAUAAUGGAAAAGAUUUUACUUUCCCCCUCAAUAAAUAAAUUAGUAAAAGUGAUAAAUACUGAACUAGAAAUAGAGUCUAUAUCAAACUCUGAUGAUACUAUUUACAACUAGCUAAUUAUUGGUAAUGGAAAAUAAACUUUAAUGUGUUCUAAAAUGACAGAUUAUUGUUUAAAUUCGACCCAAUGUUAAGACCCAUAGACAAUGUAUUUUUUUUAUUUCGUCUGUGCUUUUAUUUUUUAAACAUGACUAUUGUCUUUCUACGUUCCGAGUUCCGUUGUCAUAUUUCAAUUUUAGGCAAAACUAUCCUAUUUUCGAUAUCUUGUAAACAUGGUUUUAAUUUGCAUUACAUGUAAAGACGAUUUUACCAUCAACGUCUAAAGUUUUCAAAUGUAUGUACUUUGAAAUAUUGUUGAAUUAAUAUUUGAUUUUUCUUUGUAAAGGCACAUUUUCGAUGGUUAUUAACUGUCGACCCCCUACAAUAAAGUUAAUGGUUUCCGUAUACUGUCCCUGUGGGAUAAGUAAACAGAAAACCUCCUGCACCCCGAAUACGGGCUCUAAUGCCAAUCAAAAUGAGCCUUGUGCGACCAAAUUUAGAGUCAAAGUAAAAAUCAGAUAAAUACGAAUAAGCGGAAAUGUCUAGGAUGGCAUUAACGAUCAAUAAAUGAGUCAGGCGCAAAAACUGCAGCAUUAUCUUGAGAAAAUUGUGUGUUUGGUCACACUUCGAAGCCGUAAGUACCAUAGGGCAUUGCUUCAAAUGAUGCACUAUAGCUUGACCAGAAAAAUAAAAUACCUCCUGUAAGAGCCACUAUUCCUUUUUGAGUUUUAAUGUCAGUAUAAGAAUUUAUUUCCAUACUUUAACACAACGUGGCGCGGUUUUUUUUAUUUUCUCGUCGAGCUCUAAUCCUUUUGGUCUAAAAAUGGACACAAAUAAAGUUGCAAAUAUAAUUCCCAGAGAAUGAAGAGAGAAAGGACCAAAGAAGUGAAAUAAUUUAAUGUACCUUUCUUAAGGUAUUUUUCUAGCUACGUUUACAACCAACGAUACACCUUUAUUAUAGGGGCAGGUCCCCAUAUCUGUAGGGGCCCUGAAAUGGUAAAACCCUGGCCCUUUAAAUUUCGCAAAAUAUAAAAAUCCAAAGUGAGAUUCUUUUGACUUGUAUAAAAAUCUAUUAACUGUAUGUCCCUUUUUUGAUUAAUAAAAGCUUGCUGCAUAUUUCGUGUCAAAAAGCCCCGCUACACUAAUAUCUAGACUAUAUGUUUAAUAUCAAUGAAUAAACUUCAAAAUACCAAAAAAAAUACUAUAUGGGUAUACGAUAUACCGGAGACGAGUAUUUCGCAAACAAUUAGAAUAACACAUUACCUUAGGGACCCGACAACGGCAUUUUACGGCGCAGUCAUAUUUUUAUAACUUACAUCAUAUUGUGGGCUUUGUAUUUGUUAUAAAUAAAAAUGUAUGAACUUGGGUUUAUAUUUUUAACAAAUUAGGACUAGUAUAGUUUAUUGUUUGUCAUAUAGUUGUCAAUAGUAAAUAUAAAAAAAAAAUAUCGCAAGAAAUUAAAAAUCCCAGACAAUCCACAUGCCGAAUCUGAUUUUAUAAGUCCCCUUUUGUUUUGUAUUUGCUAUUACUCGACAUUGGCAAAAUCACAGAUAAGUAAGCGGUGGCAGCCAUAAUAUAAAAGAAGAAAAAAGAACUCAUCACAAGAAUGUUUUGUCUUUUAGAUGGAAAUUGAAAAUGCAAGCCCCUAAAAUGCAUUGUACGUUCCUGAUCUUUGUGUAGAAGCGAAACAGUUGUAAAAUGCAAAGUAAUGAAAAUGCCGUUAUGACGCGAUGUCAAUAGUUUUAGAGCAUCUCCACUGUGAUCAAUAGAGAACAAUUUUAUUGUU
Messenger RNA from Manduca sexta (tobacco hornworm), 3972 nucleotides. RefSeq names its product STE20-related kinase adapter protein alpha (gene Stlk). Lineage: Eukaryota; Metazoa; Arthropoda; Insecta; Lepidoptera; Sphingidae. The coding region runs from base 204 to 1298 and encodes 364 amino acids. The record is from RefSeq and is a predicted model, not a curated record. Gene Ontology annotation, molecular function: protein serine/threonine kinase activator activity; protein kinase activity; ATP binding. Gene Ontology annotation, biological process: protein phosphorylation. The transcript has 7 exons.